This is a messenger RNA of Tachysurus fulvidraco (yellow catfish), 4410 nucleotides long. RefSeq names its product kinesin-like protein KIF3B. The record is from RefSeq and is a predicted model, not a curated record. The transcript has 9 exons. Gene Ontology annotation, biological process: microtubule-based movement. Gene Ontology annotation, molecular function: ATP binding; microtubule binding; microtubule motor activity. Lineage: Eukaryota; Metazoa; Chordata; Actinopteri; Siluriformes; Bagridae. The coding region runs from base 262 to 2544 and encodes 760 amino acids.
AGAGCCGACUCUCUAUCGAAUGAUACAAAACUAAUCCAAACACACGGUAUCCACUAGACACAAGCACACAUACAUUCACACCUACACCUCAUUCACUUUCAAUCACAGAGUAGCGGUCGUGCAGGAAUAUGCAGAAAUGUCUGACGGAGGUGUCGCCUAGGUGUGCAGGUUAUGAUACUGAAAGUGCCAUCACUGUGAAGUAAUACUGCAAGCAAAUACAUCAAUGCCAGCAACACCAGGAAGGUAAAAGUAGGCGCAAUUAUGUCUAGAAGCAAGAGCUCGGAGUCUGUGAAGGUUGUUGUGCGGUGUCGCCCGAUGAAUGAAAAAGAGCGUGCUGCAAACUUUGAGAGAGUCGUGACUGUAGAUGUAAAGCUAGGUCAGAUUGUAGUGCGUAAUCCAAGAAGUGGGUCCACUCAUGAACACCCCAAAGUUUUUACUUUUGACUCGGUCUAUGACUGGAAUUCAAAGCAGGUUGACCUCUAUGAUGAGACUUUCAGACCACUGGUGGAGUCAGUGUUGUUGGGAUUCAAUGGCACCAUCUUUGCUUAUGGACAAACAGGUACAGGAAAAACAUAUACAAUGGAAGGAGUACGCAGUGACCCAGAAAAAAGAGGAGUCAUUCCCAACUCCUUUGAGCACAUUUUUACACAUAUCUCCCGAUCACAGAACCAGCAAUAUCUGGUCAGGGCAUCAUACCUGGAGAUUUACCAAGAGGAGGUCAGGGACCUGCUAGCCAAGGACCAGUCUCGUCGCCUGGAGCUGAAAGAGAGACCUGACACAGGUGUUUAUGUCAAAGACCUUUCUUCAUUUGUCACUAAAAGUGACCGGGAGAUUGAGCAUGUUAUGAAUGUAGGUAACCAAAACCGUUCAGUUGGCUCAACCAACAUGAAUGAGCAUAGUUCCCGUUCUCAUGCCAUAUUUGUCAUCACUAUUGAGUGUAGUGAGUUGGGUCUAGAUGGGGAGAACCACAUCCGUGUUGGAAAACUCAAUUUGGUUGACCUGGCAGGAAGUGAAAGGCAGGCAAAAACAGGUGCUCAAGGAGAAAGACUAAAGGAGGCCACCAAAAUCAACCUCUCCCUGUCUGCUUUGGGUAAUGUCAUUUCUGCAUUAGUGGAUGGCAAAAGCUCCCACAUUCCGUACAGAGAUUCCAAGCUCACGCGUCUGCUACAGGACUCGCUGGGAGGCAAUGCCCGCACUGUCAUGGUGGCUAACAUUGGACCAGCCUCAUACAAUGUAGAGGAGACUCUAACUACACUACGCUACUCAAACCGUGCCAAAAACAUCAAAAACAAACCCCGCAUCAACGAAGACCCCAAGGACGCCCUUCUAAGGGAGUUUCAGGAGGAAAUCGCUCGUCUGAAGCAGCAGUUGGAGAAACGAUCAGGGAAAAAGAAGAAAAGGCAGAAGAGGAGACUUGGGGAGGGAGGAGAGGAACUGGAUGAUGAUGUGAAAGACGAAGAUGAUGAGGAUGAUGAUGAGGAGGAGGAGGAAGGGGCGGGUGGGGAUAAGAACAUAGAUGAUUAUUGGCGGGAGCAGCAGGAGAACCUAGAAAAGGAGAAGAAAGCCAUUAUGGAGGACCAUAGUCUGGUGGCAGAGGAGAAACAGCGACUGCUGUUGGAGAAGGAGAAGAAGAUGAAUGAUCUCCAUCGGGAAAAGGAGGCAUCUGAGAUGCUUGCAGCCAAAGUCAAGGCUAUGGAAAGCAAGCUGUUGGUUGGAGGGAAAAACAUUGUUGACCACACUAAUGAGCAGCAGAGAAUUCUGGACCAGAAAAGGCAGGAAAUUGCAGAACAGAAAAGGCGUGAACGAGAGAUGCAACAAGAGGUGGAGUGUCGCGAUGAAGAGACCCUUGAGCUGAAGGAGACAUACAGCUCGCUGCAACAGGAAGUUGAUAUAAAGACCAAGAAACUAAAAAAGCUCUUUGCAAAGCUACAAGCUGUGAAGGCAGAGAUCCAUGAUGUCCAGGAGGUACAUAUUAAAGAGAGGCAAGAGUUGGAGCAGACACAGAACGAAUUAACCAGAGAACUCAAACUGAAGCAUUUGAUCAUCGAGAAUUUCAUUCCGUUGGAGGAGAAGAAUAAGAUUAUUUCGAGAGCGACCUUUGAUGAGGAGGAUGACAUCUGGAAAAUGAAACCCAUUACCCGUGUUCAAGAUGACCAGCAGAUGAUGAGAAGACCAGUGUCUGCAGUCGGGUACAGGAGGCCGCUGAGUCAACAUGCAUGCAUGGCCAUGGUGAUGCGCCCUGAACCCAGAUAUAGGGCUGAGAAUAUCCUGAUGCUGGAACUUGACUUGCCUACACGCACCACUAAAGAGUAUGAGGAACCCAUGAUUGCACCAAAGGUGGCAGCUGCAUUAGAAGAUGCAUUGAGGGAAGAGGAUGACAUUCAAGUAGAUGCUUCGACCUUGGGCCAAGCUGGAUUCAUCAAGAAACCAAAAACAAGCCGUCCCAAAACAGGAAAGAAAGUGAACACCUCCAUGUCAGCUCACAGCCUCUCCAGCUCAGGACCCCCACUCUACCCCCAGUCUCGUGGCCUUGUGCCCAAGUAACACCUCUAAAUACUCAUUCUUUAUCCAGAUCCGUCUAGACAGACUAGAAUGUGUGUUAUGCCCAUGGUCUGAAAUGAUAUGCUGAAGGUUGUUGUUAAUAAAAUCUCCAGGUUAUAAAAUGUACCCCUAAAUGUAUUAUUGGGUAAGCAGACCAAGAUUUCCUCUCCUCACUCUUCUUUUUUGUUUUCCUGUCCCACCCCUGGGAAACAUUUUUAGUACUACUUUAAUGCUCUGGUUCUGCUGCUGACUGGUUUUAAACAUGUGCAAUUAUAAAUGGGAUUAAAUAAUAUAAUAUAAAAAGGCCCAUGAGCUUUCCUGAACAGGAUAAGUGAGCUGACUUUGACAUUUAUAUUCAGAGGCAUGUUGCUCUCUUAUUCAGAACAUAAAAAUUGCUUUUAGUAUCUAGUCUUGCUGAUAACCGAUGCAUCCUCUUACUGUACCUAUAGUGCAGUGACAGUAAUUUGGACCACAGUUGGCAAGGAAUCAAUUGCAUGUACAUGUUAGGUUCUAUCUAGCUAAGUAUGUAAUUUUUUUUAUUAUUAUUGUAGAUUUAACAAAUUGAAUGGUUCACUUGAGGAUUACACUGGGUGUGCGGAGGCGUUUUUUCAGUUUGCCUCCAAAUAUGCACCGUAGUGUUAUUUGCUGAGUGAGAGAGCACACUACAUUCCAGAUCCAGUUUCCAGCAUCCAUCCUUCCUUUCCUUUUAGCACUAGGAACCAUAGCUGUGAGGAGAGGAGGGGUCAGAGAGUAGGUCUGGAUUGGACUGACAUUAAUUAGAGUUGUAAUGCUGUUCUGUUCGAGUCACCCAGGUUGGAAGGACUGGAGUGGGGAAGUUACCAGGUCAACACAUACUGAAUAAUCAGGGUUCCAAGGUGCCUUACCUUCCCUUUUUAUACAGAAAAAGAAGACAUUUAGUCAACCAUUUGGUCAGACUGUCCCUUGGAAUAAACAGAAAGCUUUAAAUUCAAUUUAAAUUUAAGCACCCAUGCAGUGACCAAGGAGUGUAUGUUUGCACUAUCACAGUUGUUUUGGAAUAUCACUGUGCUUUUCCUUUCAAAGCAUCUGGAGAUGGUCAGUUCCUGUUACUUCACCCUUUAAAAAACACUGUUGUUAAAACAUUUGAAACAAAGAACACAUUUUUCUGCUUUUGCAGGCAGCAUCCACAUAGCACUCUGAUAAAUAUGUGAUUUUGGGAGAAUCUUUAAACAUGACUUUUGUUUCAGUAACACUAAAAAACUGUAAUAUGCUCCUUUUCCCCAACCUCUGCCCUACCACUAAGGGUGACACAAUUGCUUGCUGCUACUGUAGGGUUUCAUUAAACCCGUGUACGGAGUUUGUGUAUGUAGAAAUGUCAGUACAUAAUUCUCUUCUGUACUGUUACAAUAAAGUGAUUAAUAGUCAUAUAGCAACAUUUACAAUACUAACUUAUCGUACUGUUACCUUUUGUGUUCAUGAGCAUAGAAUGUAUUUUUUUUCCAUUUGUAUUAUUUAAUGUUGUGUACAAAUAUAUUUUUGCAUUAAUGAUUUUUAAGAGACUAUUUCAUGUUAACUUGUUCCUGUGACUUCUUCAGAAUUAAGUUCAAAUCUUAACGUGUGACAGUGUUUAGUUUCUCAAAGCUGUGUUGUGUUGUUACCUUGAUUUAAAAAAAUCAACACGUCAGGCAUUUUGUUUAAAUCAUGUAGAAAAUAAAUGUUUUUUUUUUGGUUUUUUUUUUUUUUUUAAAAAGCACAUGCACACCCUCUAUGUAAUGGUUGUUGAAUUCAGUCAUAUAAACCAAUACUUAAACCAGAACCCAGCUUUGACUUUAUAUUUCAUUCCUGACCAUAAAACCAUUUCCCAAAAAUUAUAUACAAUGAUUUUAUAUA